Molecule: messenger RNA, 1406 nt
Organism: Rhincodon typus (whale shark)
Lineage: Eukaryota; Metazoa; Chordata; Chondrichthyes; Orectolobiformes; Rhincodontidae
Product: serine/threonine-protein kinase 24
Exons: 10
Coding region: 38-1339 (433 amino acids)
Biological process (GO): protein phosphorylation
Molecular function (GO): ATP binding; protein kinase activity
Source: RefSeq, a predicted model, not a curated record
CCCCCCCCCCCCAGGAAUCCCGAGCAGGGCCGGCGGGAUGGCUCAGUCCCCGGAGCAGGCCACUCUGCCCGGGGUACAGAAUUUGAAAGCAGAUCCAGAAGAACUAUUUACAAAGUUGGAGAAGAUUGGAAAGGGUUCCUUCGGUGAAGUUUUUAAAGGAAUAGACAACCGGACUCAGAAAAUUGUGGCCAUAAAAAAUAUUGAUCUUGAAGAAGCUGAAGAUGAAAUUGAAGAUAUUCAGCAGGAAAUAACUGUCCUAAGUCAGUGUGAUAGUCCAUAUGUUACAAAGUACUAUGGAUCCUAUCUGAAGGAUACAAAACUAUGGAUUAUCAUGGAAUAUCUUGGUGGUGGCUCAGCUUUAGAUCUGUUAGAACCUGGUUCAUUGGAUGAAUACCAGAUUGCUACAAUACUAAGAGAAAUUUUAAAAGGCCUUGAAUAUUUGCACUCUGAAAAGAAAAUCCACAGGGAUAUCAAAGCUGCCAACGUCUUGCUGUCGGAGCAAGGCGAUGUUAAACUCGCAGAUUUUGGAGUUGCCGGGCAGCUGACAGAUACACAAAUAAAGAGAAACACUUUUGUGGGUACACCCUUCUGGAUGGCACCAGAAGUUAUCAAACAGUCAGCAUAUGAUUCAAAGGCUGAUAUCUGGUCUUUGGGAAUAACUGCGAUAGAACUUUCAAAAGGAGAACCACCACAUUCAGAGCUACAUCCAAUGAAAGUCUUGUUCCUUAUUCCGAAGAACAAUGCACCAACAUUGGAGGGAAACUAUAGUAAACCCCUAAAAGAAUUUGUUGAAGCUUGCUUGAACAAAGAGCCAAGUUUUAGACCGACAGCAAAAGAAUUACUGAAGCAUAAAUUCAUAAUUCGAAAUUCUAAGAAGACCUCUUACUUGACAGAAUUAAUUGACCGGUACAAGAGGUGGAAAGCGGAGCAGAACCAUGACCAUUCCAGCACAGAUGAAUCUGACUCGGAAACUGACCGACAAGCAGCGGGAGGAAAUGACACAAGUGACUGGAUCUUCACAAUCAAAGAGAAAGAUCCAAUCAAGCUGCAAAAUGGAGCUACACAGCCCGACGAUCUCAUUGAGCGGGAUCAGGCAGAAGAUGCUCCAAAGCACAUGCUGUCUCAGUGUUUACCAACAAUUAUUUCUCCAUUAUUUACUGAGCUCGAGGAGAAGAGCCGAGCUGGAGGCGGUAAUGCUCAAGCAGUAGAAGAACUAAGAGAAGCCAUUUUUUUGGUAGAAGAGACAUGUCCUGGCAUUUCUGACAGGCUCAUAUCCCAGCUUGUGCAAAGACUUCAAAGGUAUUAUCAAUUGAUUUUAUACUUCGGACCCAGUUGUUGAAACAAAAUUGUUUUCCUGCAGCUCAGGUGAUGUCUUGUGUUUCUGAACUCUGAAAUCCCUCUGCUUU